Molecule: messenger RNA, 2103 nt
Organism: Papaver somniferum (opium poppy)
Lineage: Eukaryota; Viridiplantae; Streptophyta; Magnoliopsida; Ranunculales; Papaveraceae
Exons: 8
Coding region: 314-1597 (427 amino acids)
Source: RefSeq, a predicted model, not a curated record
UUUAUCAGUUUCAUUCAGACAACCUUUAUUUUCUCCAGUUUAGAGCUCCAGAGAAAAAACUCUGAUGAUGAUCUGAUUAGAGCAAACCAGCAAGCUCCACAACCCUAAAAGCCAUAUUUCUCUUCAUAUCUAAAAGCCCUUUUUUUUCUUUCUCGAAAACCCUAUUUCUGUUUAUAACUUCAUAACUCAUUUCCUGAAACCCUAUUUUAGCUUUGAAUCUUUAUCAGGUAGAAGACCUUCCGGUCGGUGCAGUUGGGUUUAUCUUCAGAAGACUUUCAGGUCAGUUGGAUUUCUCAAAGAACUACAGAUAACUAUGGCUAGGGGUCCUAGAAGUAGCAACAGAUCUCGUCGUUCUGCAACUCCUAGCACAAAUUCAGCAUCUACUUGGCGUCCUUUGGUUGAUACACGAAGAUCUCCAUCAAAUGAUGGUUUAGGCAGUCAUGGAAGUCCAUAUGCAAGUAAUGGGCACAUGUCUCUUCCAUCGUCCGAGGGUGAGCAUUCUCCCGGUCAGGGGAGUCCAUUAUCUGGCGGUGAGCCAUGGCCUGAGGCUUUACAGCAGACAAACACCGAUAGUGAAGCUGACAAUAGUGAAGAAAGCGUAAUUGGUGAUCAACGUAUUCCAAUUGCAUUCAAUGACAACGGACAACCUAUAGGUCCUACCCGUAGGACAUUUUCCACCAAACUUGGAAAGAUAACCAGAAAUCUUGCUUCACCAGGUUAUAUAACAUGGAAGGAUGUCCUGCUGCCAGUGAAGGAAUCGAUAUGGAAGAGUAUUACUAAUGACUAUAUGGUUCCUCAAGUUCUGAAGGACAAAGUACUGAAAAGGGCACAUAAGGCAUGGAAGAAUUCAAAGACUCCCCUAAGGCUGAUAUGUGAUAAAUAUACCACUGUUGCUGAAAUGAAAAACAAUAGACCUGGAAAUGUGAGGAAAGAGGAUUGGGAGAAAUUUGUUGAUAUGGUGAAUAAAGAUGAAGAUAGGGUCAUUAGGGAAAAAAUGAAGCGAGCUAGGAAAGAGUUGAAAGCGUUGCAUAGCAUUGGUAGGGUUGGUAUUGCAUCUCGCCGGGAGGAAAUGGAAAAACAAAAUCCUAUUGUUCAGGUAACAAGAGUUGAUUUGUACCUGGUUACACAUGUGUACCAGGAAGUCCCUGAAGAGGACCUUGCAAAUUUGGAUCCCUUAUCUUAUGAAAAAACGGUGAGGGAGUUGUAUGCAAUGGAAGAGAACAGAAAUGAGACCCCAUUAGAUAAGGAUGCAGUUGCAAAGACAUUUGGUGUUGAUGGAAGGGGUACUGUUCGAGGCAUGGGAGGUGGGGUUUCAAAGACUGAGUUACGAGCAUCCGCAGUUAGCAGAGAACAACUACGACAGGAAAAGCUAAAGACUGUAGCCGUGGAAACUCGUGUCUGUGGUCUUGAGGAGACGGUUGAGGAACUAAGACAGUUGGCUCUAAAUGCAAACCCUAGUACCAGCAAUCCUAGUAAUGCUCAGCAAAUGAAUGUGGGUGGUCGAAGAAUCCAGAAUAUUGUGUUAAGGAAUAUGCGUUGGGGUGCAGUUGCAUUUGGUCGUAUUGAUAGGAUUGCUGAUGAAAAUGAUGCUUUUUAAUAUCUAGUCCUCAUUGAUGUAAUAGUGGGAGGUAGUGAGGAGCUUUGCGUUGGAGAAGGAACUCUUUCUACUGUUUCACAUGGUGAGAAGAUUUUGUGGCCCAAGCACUCUGUUAGUCCUUGGCCAGUAACACUUGAUACAGACUUUUAAAGUUAGAAGUUUGUUUUCCUAUUUUGGUGGUUGAAAUGGAUAUUUUGGAGGUUUUUUGGGACUUUUUUGGGUAUACAAAUGGAUGAUGUGAAGUACAUGGGGAACAUGUAACUAUCUUGAAGAAAUAUAUGGAUAUGGUGUGUAAGUAUUUUGGGGUAACUAAGGAUAUGGUGCAAGUAUUUUGGGAUCAAACUUGUGGUUUUGAGUCUCUUCUCUUCUUUUGUAAAGAAGAAACUCAAAACUGAAUCUUAAGUGUCAUAGAACAUGCAAGUGUUAUGGUUUUAUAUAUAUGUAGCUUUAGCAGGUUUCAUAGCCCUGUUAUUACUUAAUGAAAUAUUAGUAUGUUCACUUAUACA